AGACAAAACUGAAUUAAUUCAUCUCGUGCACGAUGUACGUACGUUAACUUGGAGAGACAAAUCCCCUCCAGCUUUUCCCCGGAUUAUAAUAAUUGACCCAGUCCGCCGGUUGGGGAGAGAACGUGCUUGCAUAUUUACAUGCAGAUCAUUUUUCCUUUUCCUCCUUUUUUCCCUCCGUGUUUGUUUUCAUUGAAAGAUAGCCAACGGAAAGACGCUUUUGAAGCCAUUUGUGCAAUCAAUUCACCCACUUCGAAACAUACUCGAGUCAUAGACUGUGCGUUCCGACAAAGUCCCCGACCAAAUCUCACAGCAAAGAAAACCACCACAACAACCAAGAAGAUGAAACAAAAUAGACAUUGAGGCUGUCGGUCGGUUCGGAUUUGCUUUCGGUUAUACGCUCAACAUCGCACUUCCUGGUCCGACCAUCCGACUACCGCCAUUAUGCAUAGCGAAUAGCUUUUAUACCCAAACAUGGGAGUACCGGACUCGGAAAAGGUCACUCGGCCAACGGAGCCUGAUGCUCUCGUUCUCGAGGCAUGGGGCCAGGGACUGCUAGUUGGAGCAUUGCUGGUGAUGUUUGCCAUUACUAUUGCCAACAUGCGACGGCGGGUGCUUUUACACAAGCUUAUUCUUGCCGAGCUCUUUCUAGCCAUGUUCCACGGAACUUGGAUUUUUACCCAUGAGCCCGCUUAUGGAUGGUAUCUAUCUGUGACGGCAAUUGGUUUGAACGUCUCAUGGAGUCUGCACAACGUGAUUGCUUGGAUGAAAAACCGUCCAUUUCUGUCUUGUCGCGUUUCAGCGUUCUACAUUACCACCGUCAUUCUGGUGCAGCCAUACUGGGUUUUAGAGAUAUAUGCGAACUUUACCUACUUUAACAACAUCAACAAGAUUUUUAUCAAGACUCGGCCGCUGGAGCCUUUAUUCCGUGAUCCCUGGUGGCUAUUUACCACCUGCUCCCUAUUCUACGUGAUCAAAAAACAGUACGAUUUCAGCCUCUUCGAGCUGAUUAAAGUCAGUCCACGAUUCGGGGUAAUGCUCCUCUCCAUGUGUUUAUCGCUGGCCUUUACCGUAUUCGACAUCUUGAGUGUGACCAAUGUGUUUUCAUCCGCUUUACCAACAGGGGUUGAGCCUUUCUGGAAGUUAUCCUUCAUAUUCAAAUGUCUCUGCGACACCGUCAUUCUCGACGACUUCAAAACCGCUCUCGAUCGCAUGCAUAACUACUGGCUUCGGCGCAUGGACCCAAACCUCGAAAUCGGACCCGAUGAGUAUACUUUUUCCUCAAUGAACCCGCAAUCCUACCGUGACGGUCGCCGAAAAUCAUCCCUGCGAGAUAUAGAAGAAGAGACGGCAACAUUAGGACUAUCGGUCAUGAACCCAGCUGCAAAGUACGCAACUCAGCCCAAUUCAAAGACCUCGGUCGACACAGCUGAAAAACAAAUCCUUCAACAGCAACGAACAGGGUCAUUUGCGCAUUUGAACUACGUAAAUACUCCCCAGUCGACGAAGCGAGUUCCUGUCCCCGUGCAGGUGAAGACUAAAGAGAGCCGUUCUUGGUAUGAUGUGUGAAUGAUAAUUGAUGUUUUCAAAUGUUGCAUCAUGUAUAUAGUUGAUUUCUGUUUAGCGAUAGGCGCUCGGGGGCGGCAUGAGUCGAUAUACCCAUUAAUGAAAUGAAUU
Talaromyces stipitatus ATCC 10500 is the source of this 1674-nucleotide messenger RNA. RefSeq lists its product as uncharacterized. The record is from RefSeq and is a predicted model, not a curated record. The transcript is spliced from 4 exons. The coding region runs from base 472 to 1566 and encodes 364 amino acids. NCBI's taxonomy places the organism in Eukaryota, Fungi, Ascomycota, Eurotiomycetes, Eurotiales, Trichocomaceae.